GACAAACAGGCAUAUAUAAAUAUCCGCCUUAGCCACUAACCAUUUUUCAAUCCCAAUAUAACCACCUCACAUUUUUUUCAUCACUCCUUAAAGAUGACAACAGCAGAAAAAACUUCAAACUUGGAUCUCAUACGCCAACACCUCUUUGGUGAAAACAUCAUCUCAGACUCCUCCUCCUUUGUCUCCAAUCUCCAUCAUCAUCCUGUGAAACUUGAACCCCCCUCAUCACCAGAAUUUGAUUUCACCUCAUAUAUCUUAGAUAACAACACAAGCAGCAACUUCUUCACAUUCCUUGAAGGCUAUGAUUUGGUGGCAGACAUGAAGUUUGUAAUUGAUUCAGACAACACCACCACCAUGGUGAUCCCUUCAAAGGAGGUUAUAAAGAAAUGCAAUAUUAAUUCUCCUGAAGAACAACCAAUGGUGUCAUCAUCAUCAGAAGAGAAGCCAACAAUGAAAAAGUCAGAACAUUAUGAUGAGGCAAAGCGUUAUAGGGGAGUUAGGAGAAGGCCAUGGGGGAAAUUUGCUGCUGAAAUCCGUGACCCUACAAGGAAAGGGACAAGGGUUUGGCUUGGAACAUUUGACAGUGAAAUUGAUGCUGCUAAGGCCUACGAUUGUGCUGCUUUCAAGAUGAGGGGUCAGAAGGCCAUUCUGAACUUCCCUCUUGAGGCUGGAGAGUCUGAUCCUAAACCUAAUAACAGUUGUGGCAGGAAAAGGAGAAGAGAUCAGAACCAUGAUCAUGAAUUCGAGCUUCCAUAAGUUCAAGUUCAUCAUGGUGUUUCAUGAGAAAGUGAGAAGAAUAUUAGAGUUAGCUUAAUUAGUUGUGUGGCUAGCAUUAAGUUUGUUACUUACCUAGGAAAAUAAUUAAUAUGCCUGUGAAAGUCUGUACAUAGAAACAAUGCUAAUGUGAAAUGUCUAUAUGAAUCUAUGCAAAGUAUGUUAUGAAAGUUUUACUAACUUUUAGGAGUUUUAGAAAAAUAUUAAUCAGUUUAUGUUUUUUUUUAA
Molecule: messenger RNA, 1002 nt
Organism: Glycine soja
Lineage: Eukaryota; Viridiplantae; Streptophyta; Magnoliopsida; Fabales; Fabaceae
Product: ethylene-responsive transcription factor ERF107-like
Exons: 1
Coding region: 94-756 (220 amino acids)
Biological process (GO): ethylene-activated signaling pathway; regulation of DNA-templated transcription
Molecular function (GO): DNA-binding transcription factor activity; DNA binding
Source: RefSeq, a predicted model, not a curated record